Messenger RNA from Sitodiplosis mosellana (orange wheat blossom midge), 3029 nucleotides. Its product is annotated as beta-1,4-N-acetylgalactosaminyltransferase bre-4-like. The coding region runs from base 665 to 2092 and encodes 475 amino acids. The record is from RefSeq and is a predicted model, not a curated record. The transcript has 7 exons. Lineage: Eukaryota; Metazoa; Arthropoda; Insecta; Diptera; Cecidomyiidae. Gene Ontology annotation, biological process: glycosphingolipid biosynthetic process; carbohydrate metabolic process. Gene Ontology annotation, molecular function: N-acetyl-beta-glucosaminyl-derivative 4-beta-N-acetylgalactosaminyltransferase activity.
AAAGAGGAGAACUAUAACAAAGCACGUGUAGAAUUGUGUGUAUAUGCCAUCAUAAAGAAUGUUAGGUGAUGGAUGAAUAGACCUGAAAAAUCGGUUUUUCAUAAAACAAAGUCAAAACUUAAACUGAUUUCAUAUAAACAAAUUGAUAUGCAUUAAAUAUGUAUACUAGAAAUGGAUUUUAUACAAUUUUUUUGUUGUACAAAUAACAUCGUUUAGCCUCUGCCUCUUGUUCUGACUAUACCUCUGCCCGUAAUGCAUACGUACAAUACCAGUAAUAAGAAAUUCACGUUGAAACAGCGCAUAUUCCAGUGUUCGCAUUUAAUCUGCAUACAGUAGUAUAGCAUCCAUUCCAGUAGCACACAUUUAACACUUGUUUGGUAUACAGAUUGUUCUGCGUGUACUGCAUAAGACUUUGUGUCAAAGCAAAACAGUGAAUAUGUCAAAAAUCUCUGUUUUUAUAUUGUUUGCAAAUAUUUAAGAGAAUUUCAUUUUGCACCGACGAAACAGUAGUGCUUGGAUAUCAUAUCAUUAAGAGAAACUUCUGUCGUUUAAUUCAUUAGAAAUUCCGCAAAUGAACUUCAUUAUGAGCGAUGGCGUAAUUAAGGAAGCAAAAUCGGACUAGGAACUAGGUAACACCGUAACGGAGGAACAUCUAAAUGGACCAAUGGCACCGUGUAAUCGCCUCUUUAAGGCGGCAUUUUUAUUAUGUAUACUCCUUUUGUUAUUGCUGAACUUUUCCAAUUUUCGAACAAACAAUCCAAUCAGAGCCUCACAUACAGUUGCCAAUGGGAUUCAAUGGCCAACGCCAUUACAUUCCGAAAUGCGAACAACCAAUAAAUAUGACAAUGGAAAAAGAAGUGCCACAAAUCAAAAUGUAUCCAAACAAAUUUUAGUCAACAACAAUCAUCGUACAGGAAGCACGCCGAACAAAACACAUAGCAAUAUUCUAAGUACUCGUUUAGUCAAACCCAUUCCAUCAACUAUAGAAACUGAACAUACACGUGAAAACCCACAACCUCGGGACGAAAGCGAUCAAAUGUCCUUCAAUAGUGCGUCAUCCACAAGUACAAGUGUGUCCCAUGAACUUGAAGGCACAAUGUCGACAACGCAAUUUAGUUUUAACAGUCCAUUUUUAACAAAGUUGAUGACCAAGAUCGGCUUGAAUGCUUGCCCAUCGAUGCCGCCAGAUUUGAAUGGUCCCAUUAAUGCGGAUAUCGAAUAUGAGCCAUUGUCCGCAAUCGAAAAACGGUUUCGUGAUCUAUUACUGCCCGGCGGUUGGUACAAGCCACACGAAUGUAAUCCAAAAGAUCGUGUUGCCAUUGUUAUUCCAUAUCGCGACCGUGCCGAACAUCUACCAGUCUUCCUGAAAAAUAUACAUCUCCUGCUUAUGAAACAACAAGUGGAAUAUGGGAUAUUUGUAAUUGAACAAAUCGCUGAUGGUUUAUUCAAUCGUGCAGCUCUUAUGAAUGUUGGAUUUCUGGAAGCAUUGAAACUCCAUCAAUGGGAUUGUUUUAUUUUCCACGAUGUUGAUUUAAUUCCAUUGGACGAUCGAAACCUGUAUCGAUGUCCAGAGCAACCGCGACACAUGUCAGUUGGUGUAGAUACAAUGGGAUACAAGUUACCAUACAGUGGGAUUUUCGGCGGCGUUUCUGCCAUGACUGUCAAGCAAUUCACAACUGUCAACGGUUUCUCAAAUUCCUUUUGGGGUUGGGGUGGUGAAGAUGAUGAUAUGUCGAAUCGCCUGAAACACGUUGGAUUCCACAUAUCCAGAUACCCAGUUAAUAUAGCUCGUUAUAAAAUGUUAACUCAUCGAAAAGAAAAAGCAAAUCCCAAGCGCUAUGAAAAACUUGUGAGUGGUGUGAAGCGAUUUGAUUCGGAGGGACUGAAUUCAUUGAAGUACGAAGUUCGUGCAUUCGAACGCAAAGUUCUCUACACCUGGAUUCUAGUCGAAAUUAAACAAGAUUCACUCCUUGUUUUCUCUUCUCUUUUUCUUUCAUUUUUGCGAUGCGACUCUUUCCAUCCAUUCACAAAACGUGUGACAUUUUAUCUAUUUUGUUUGACUGUCACGUCAAUUGGAGUGCAGCACAGCUGAUCAGCGUAUUGGCUUCAUUUUUUACUAGAUUAAAAUAGUCGAUUACGUGUGAUUUUGCAUACUUCGUAUGCGACUCUAUUGUAGAGUAUUUUCAUUUUUCCGAAUAAUAUCUUACAAACUGAAAGCAGCCAACGACGACAAAUGGAACGGGGCAGAAUUUUUUUACAAUUAUGUGAGUUCGUCUAGCUCAGGUGUUAAUAUUAACUUUACUUUGGCGCAUACAUUCCCUGAAAAAAGUUCCAUAAAUAAUAAACCCAUAUAUACCUAUACUAUAGGCAUUUUCUUCCGUCGAAAAGCCGUACCUCUUCUCAAAUAUUAGACACACAUAUGCAUGGUUGUAGAAUCAUAUAGUAACAGUCAUUUAGCAGAGCCUCCGGAAGUUGUUGGAAUUUGAAUAAAAAUAAAACACAAGAAAACCUACACUGUACACUUGUUGAUGACAUUAUCAUCGAGUUUUGUUUCAAUGGAAUAAUUGCCCAUUGAAAACGCUUUUCGAUGUAAGGAAAUGCCAAUUGAAAUAUUUUGAUCUUUCAAUGAGUGAAUCUCCAUGAGACUUUAAUUUUGAAUUGUUAUUUCUUUAUAAUUUAUUGUUUUUUUUCUCGUCCAAUUAAACAAGUUAGUUUAUCACAAGAUUUCCAAUAUUUCAUUGUGAUAGCAUUACUUGAUGAUAUUUUUUGAUUCUGAAAUCGGUUGGGUUAUUGCUCUUAAUGCCUUUCUCACUUGUUUACAAACAAAUAUUUAAAUUUUUUAAUCGAAAACGUGAUAGUAUUCCAUAAAUUACAAUUAAAAGACGAAUAAUCGUAUAAAUCUUACCAAAAUCAACCAUCAUAAUUCACGGGAUAGAUAAUUGCUCUGAAGAACACAAACUCGAGCAUUCGCAAUCAGUUGUUUUGUGAAGUAAUGAUAUUCCACUAAUAAAAAGAAAUUUUAAAACACA